UCAGCGGACGACUGAUCAAAAUUCAUCAGUUCUGAGUUGAUGGAAAUGUGAAUGUGAUGUUUCAUGAUGGCAGAAGUAAAGUUUUCUGCUCGUGCCUAUUGCAAAAUUAUAUUGCAUGCUGCGAAAUAUCCACAUUGUGCUGUGAAUGGAUUGCUGUUAUCUGAAAGUUCAAAAUCUACAGAUUCCAAAAAGCCCAAAAGUCUUGUUUUUGUAGAUGCGAUACCGUUGUUUCACUUGUGCUUACAUGUAUCGCCCAUGGCGGAGGUAGCUUUGACACAGGUUGAACAAAUUGCAUCGUCCUCAGGACUAUUUAUAGCUGGCUAUUAUAUAGCAAAUGAAAACAUUAGAGAUGUAAGCACGGAUAAACCUUGUAAUCGAAUAGCUGAUAAGAUUGUUGAAACUUUCAGUCAAGCCUGUUUAAUAGUGAUAGAUAAUAGAAAAUUGACUCUGUUGAUGGAAGAAUCACCUCUAAUUGUUUCGCAUUCAUGUGAUGGAAAAUGGAAACCUAUGGAUAAGUCCAGUGUGUUUGUGGACGACUCGUGCCUGGAAGCGAGUGCAGCCUUGUUGGCUCAGCGGCACUCUGAACAUUUAGUCGACUUUGACAACCAUCUCGACGACAUCUCAUUGGACUGGAGAAACGAACCAACCAAUCAGGCGAUAGACGACCUGAUUGGCACCGCCCCCGACCCACAAACAGAGUAGCACUAGCCCCAAAAUGAUCCCAAAUUAUUGGAUCAUGUGUCAUGCAAGGACUGCAGAAAAUUAUCUAAUUUUUAUUGUGUCAUCAUUCAUCCAAUCAUUCACAAAUUUGAACAUGGCCAUGUGAAAGUGGUGCAUCCUUGAGACUGUCAUCAUUCAUUCAUUCAAAAUAUUCACACAAGGUCCUAUAAAAAUGAUCCAUCCUUAUUAGUUCUUACGACUUUCAUUUUUCAACAAUUAUCAUCUAUGAAAAUGAUCCAACCUGAUUGGGUCUAACGACUGUUAAGUGUUAGGUUUAUCCAAUAUAUUGAUAAAUGUGUAAUGCACUUAUAUAUGAACAUUAUCCAGGAAUCCAGAGACAGUUAUGUGUCAUAAUCAUCCAAUAUAUUCACUCAUGUUCUAAGGACAUUAAAAAAUGACCCAGGGAUCAUUGGGUCUAGAGAAACUCAUUCAUCCAAAAUAUUUUACUUUUAAAAGUGAGCCAGGGAUCUAGAGACAACUUGUGAUGGUAUUUUAUGUGACAUUUGCAAAAUUGUUGAAAAACCUCUAUGAAAAUUGUUCUUUAUAAGGGCAGUUGAAUGGUGGGAUUUUAUUUGUCUAGAAUAUUAACACCUUCGAUCAAGAACCUAUAAAAAUGGUUCAACUUAGAGACAGUUUUGUGGUGGUUGAAAAUAUUAAUUUGUUAGGAAGAUCAGUAAUUUCUAAUUUGUUAUGAAUUUUUGUUGUUGUUUAUUUGGAUAGUUUUAGUGUUUGUCUGUAUUCAUGGGAUCACACAGUACUUUAUGUAAAAGUGGACGGUAGAUGUUGUGAAAUGUAUGCGCAGUGUAGCAAUGUAUUGCAUGCACUUGGCAAUGACUUUUUAUAGUGAGAUUGACUUCAAACUUUCAGCAUUCAUUAUAAAUAACAUCGUUGCCUCCCAUUAUGCCGACAGUCUGAAGUGAAUCUCAUUAUAUAUAUGUAUACCGUACUUGGAAUGAUAUUCACCAGUGAAACCUCAAUUUUUAUCUUUUAUGUACAGAGCAUAACAGUCAGUCGUAGCCAUUGAAAGGUAUUCAAAUUUGAAGGUGAUCCAUUUCAUAAUAAACUGAAAUUUCAUAAGUAGGCUAUAUUCAAUCGAUCUUAUUAUCUUUCUUACAAUCACAGAGUAUAAAGAUAACUUCAGUCAUAAAAAAGGUUCAAAUUUUCCAUUCAUCCGUUGUCAAUUGAUAACAAUGAAACAGAGGUGGAUCAAUGAAUAAAAUUCAAAUCCUUGCCAAAAUAUGAAAACUAAAACUUUUCUAUCUGACGAAUCAAUAAAAUUUGAAUCCUUGCAAAAAUAUGAAAACUAAAACUUCUCUAUCUGGAAACUUUUACAAGAUAAAUCUUCUUUUCGAACUAAACGUAGCUUUAAACCAAUCUUGUUUCUUCAUGACCAUGAAUACUAUUCCAAAGGAAUAUUUAAAUGUUGGAUUUUUAGUACUAUUGGGUUUGUUUAUAUAAUAUAUAUGUUCAGCAUAUUAUACUUACUUAGAAUAUUGUUAGGAAUAAAUAUUAUAGCCUAUUUUAUUUUAUAUGCUAGUUCCUUGGCAAUGCCUUUAUACUAGUGUAUAAACUGUAAAUAAAGCUCGAUAAGAUCUUUAUCGAAUCAUGUAUGAAUGGUAAUGGAAUAGGACCUGUACAACAUGCCGAAAUUCUGACAGAUUUAAUUAAUGACUAAAUUUCAUCAAUAUUCAUUGGGGCAAGUAAUUACUACAUUCACACUAAUAUCUUUAAAUUAUUUUUUCACUUCUCAUGGCUUGCUAUUACAGGUUGUUCUAUUCAAUAGGACAAGAAAAUUAUUGCUUUCCAAAAACAAGUACUGUAUGUUCGUUUUAUUAGAUGCAAAUUGAUUAUGCAAUUUUCUAAAAUAGUUUUGUUACUCAAAAUCUAUGCUUCAAUUACAGCACGUUGCUUUAAAAACCUUGGCAAUUAGAAAUCAGUAUAAUUAAAAUUUUUACCGUUAUAUAUAAUUACUUGAAAACCAAAUUACAAGAAACAAUAAAUCAAAGUUUUUAGAAUUUCCAUAUUCUUCUCUCAUUUUAACAAAACAAUUCUUUCAACCUAAGAAUAUAUGUUUGUGAAUCAUCACCAAUGUCAUAGCACUUGUUGCAAACGUGUUGUCUAUUUUUGCACCAAAAAAACAGUUUUGAAAAUGUAGAAUAUAGUUUGGCACUGAUUUUAUCCACGAAUACAGCAAUUAAAAUUAUGUAUUUGAAAUUAUAUCAGGACUUCUGAUAGACUGUCCACAUAUUCGAGUGCUUAGUAUACAUUUUGGUGGUCAACCAAGACUGGAUGAGACUCCUAGUUUUUAAAGUAGCAUGUUUUUAAAUCAUAAUGAUUUUAGCCAUUGUCAAAUCUUAGGUCCAUUAACUAAAUUUUUGACUCCCAGAUUACCUCAAUUUUCAUCUAAAUUAAAAAAAAUGUAUUGAACUAAAUCGUCAAUAUUCCCAGUAAUUUAUUUAAACAAUUCAAAGAACCCUGUUACUCAUUUUAUGGGAAUAACUAAUUGGUGACACAAUACUUUGUUCAUUUAGUUGAAUUGUUUGACCAUUAAUACACACAAAUCAUAAGAAUAUGCAUAUGAGUAGACUAUAAUAACAGAAUAUUUACAGUAGCUUUUUAUUUGUACAAAUUGAAUUUUUAUGAGCAUUCACUAUUUGAGGCUUGGAAAUAAAAGUCAAAGACUUCAGAUUUAUAAUGUCAGCAUUGAUUGAAUGGAAAGCAUUGAUGUUAUUUAUAUGGAAUGCUGACAGUAUGAAGUGAACCUCAAUUGAGAUUUGUGUAUACCUUGUAUACCGACAAAGUUUUGGCUUUCUUUAUCAGGUUUCACUCAUACUUAUAAGUGAGAACCCAUAUUUAUACGAAAUAACUAUUCAAAUUGUAUCAAUAUAUACAAGAUAACUUUUUUACAAGCUUAAUCCUAGUGAAAUCCUUCUGAAUCUGUAAAUCUCCAAGUAUUGCUAUGACUUUUAAAACGAUUUAAAUUGUGAUAAACAGUAUUACAAAGUAAUAAGCUACAAUUACAAUAAAUAAUCAGUUGUUUACAAAGAAUGGAAGCCAGACUUGUAUGGAUGAUCGGGAGUGAUAAGCAUCAUCAACUUUCAUCUUGUGAUAUUCACCAUUUUGUAUUUUGUUAGAAUAUUGACAAAUUCACACAAAUUCUGAUCAUUCGAAAUGAUAAAAUUAUGAUGCUAGUAAUCAUUUAUAAAUAUAUAUUAUACAUAAGACAAACAUGUAAAGUUAGUAGUUCAAUUGUUACAGAGUAUGGAUUCUGUUUGAAAAAAAUGUCUCUUUGUAAUAAGAUAUUCUUUAUAUGCAAAUAAAAUUAGUUGGAAGGAA
Nilaparvata lugens (brown planthopper) is the source of this 4056-nucleotide messenger RNA. It is a transcript of the gene EMC8-9, whose product is annotated as ER membrane protein complex subunit 8/9 homolog. NCBI's taxonomy places the organism in Eukaryota, Metazoa, Arthropoda, Insecta, Hemiptera, Delphacidae. Gene Ontology annotation, cellular component: EMC complex. The coding region runs from base 64 to 702 and encodes 212 amino acids. The record is from RefSeq and is a predicted model, not a curated record. The transcript is spliced from 5 exons.